Drechmeria coniospora is the source of this 366-nucleotide messenger RNA. RefSeq lists its product as uncharacterized. The coding region runs from base 1 to 366 and encodes 121 amino acids. The record is from RefSeq and is a predicted model, not a curated record. NCBI's taxonomy places the organism in Eukaryota, Fungi, Ascomycota, Sordariomycetes, Hypocreales, Ophiocordycipitaceae. The transcript has a single exon.
AUGGGUGCCUCGCAGUCUUCCGCGGCUCCUUCGGGCAGCAAAUCGCUAUACCAGCGCGCGCAGGCCAAGAAGCGCGGCCCGGCCAUUAGCGACGAGGACCUAGAGCGAUACACGGGCAAGUCGCGAAGCGAAUUCGACGCAUGGAAAGCGACGGCACCCGGCGUAGGGGGCCACCAGCGCGCCGGCACGCUUGCCAUGGGCGGCGCAUCGGGGCUCGCCGGCGUCGCCGCCGGAGCCGGUUUUGGCGGUUGGGGUCCCAGCGCCGAGCCCCGUGACGCCAACCGCGGCUUGAAGUUUCCCCCCACGCCGGCGCCGAAGAAAGGCGUCGAAGGCCCCAGCUCGAGCAUCGGGGGUCCUUCGAAGUGA